UCAUUCCAUAAAAGGAGCAAGGCUAUCUGCUUUGUCCCCAGUGCUCCGGGACACCCGACUGCUGGCAAGCGCUCCAUUCCCAGGGCUCUGUGGUGGCGGGCAACACAAGUAACAGGCAAAGCCAACCUGCAAUCAAGAGUGGAAGUCGGGUAGCCUAGCCAAUAAGAAUGCGAGCAAUUUUCUUUCCUUUGCAGUUGCGGGUUCUUUCCAGUUCGCUGGAGACAAAGGCGGGGCAAGGUUUCGACGCGGCCACUGAUGGGAGAAAACGAGAACCUCUAGACCUAUCAAGGAUCACCACGUGGGCGGGACUCCGGGAACCGUCCCGCUGGGAGCUGCGGGCUCUGAGUCCCCGGGACAGGCAGGGAUCUGCUGCUGUCCGCUAGGGGCGAGGGGAGGCGGCGCUGGGAGGCGCGGGAUGCAAUCGGAACCUCCUUCUGUCUGGGCCAGGCCGGGGGAGGGCUCUGGGACCGAGGUCGCACGAAGCCGGCGGGCCGCCUUAGAGCCGAGUUAGCGUCGCCGCUGAACCCAAGCCCCGCUCGCCAUGGGGGAAGUGGAGAUCUCGGCCCGGGCCUACGUGAAGAUGUGCCUGCACGCCGCCCGGUACCCACACGCGGCGGUCAACGGGCUGUUGCUGGCGCCAGCGCCGCGGUCCGGAGAAUGCCUGUGCCUCACCGACUGUGUGCCCCUCUUCCACAGCCACCUGGCCCUGUCCGUCAUGUUGGAGGUCGCCCUCAACCAGGUGGAUGUGUGGGGCACACAGGCUGGUCUGGUGGUGGCUGGAUACUACCAUGCCAAUGCAGCUCUAGACGACCAGAGCCCUGGGCCCCUGGCCUUGAAAAUCGCUGGACGAAUUGCAGAAUUCUUCCCUGAUGCAGUACUUAUUAUGUUGGAUAAUCAGAAACUGGUGCCUCAGCCUCGUGUGCCCCCUGUCAUCGUCCUGGAGAACCAAGGUCUUCGCUGGGUCCCCAAGGACAAGAACUUAGUGAUGUGGAGGGACUGGGAGGAGUCACGGCAGAUGGUGGGAGUACUACUGGAGAGCCAGGCACACCAGCAUCUUGUGGACUUUGACUGCCACCUCGACGACAUCCGGCAGGACUGGACCAACCAGCAGCUCAAUACCCAAAUCACCCAGUGGGUUGGUCCCACCAAUGGAAAUGCCUAGCCAGGGCCAGGGGUGUCAGGAUCCAAUAAAGAGACUUGAGCUGAUGGG
Propithecus coquereli (Coquerel's sifaka) is the source of this 1210-nucleotide messenger RNA. It is a transcript of the gene EMC9, whose product is annotated as ER membrane protein complex subunit 9. The record is from RefSeq and is a predicted model, not a curated record. The transcript is spliced from 6 exons. The coding region runs from base 542 to 1162 and encodes 206 amino acids. NCBI's taxonomy places the organism in Eukaryota, Metazoa, Chordata, Mammalia, Primates, Indriidae. Gene Ontology annotation, cellular component: EMC complex.